Dermacentor andersoni is the source of this 11676-nucleotide messenger RNA. NCBI's taxonomy places the organism in Eukaryota, Metazoa, Arthropoda, Arachnida, Ixodida, Ixodidae. The record is from RefSeq and is a predicted model, not a curated record.
CCACAUUUAUGCGUAACAAAAUUUUUCUAUGUGAUCUUUAAGUGAAAAAACACAAGAAAUUAGGACAUUGGUUGGGUUUGCGAAACCAUUUCUAGAGGCGUCGGCUGGAUCAGUUGAUGGGCGGUGUUUUUGACGGCGUUACAUGAGAUUUAUUCAUUCAUAACAGCACAGAUAAAUGUGUCUACAGCGAGGACGUUUACCUGGCCCCUGGGCGAUGUGGCUCUGACGGAGGGCGCCGCUCGGCCCGUAUUGUUUCCAGGAUGUGACCUUCUCCUUGUCAAGCUGACUGCAUCAGCAACACAAUGGCAGGGUUCGAUCCCUGGGUGAUUCCGCCGGAAUCUCGGGCGAAAUUUGACGCCCAGUUCCGUCAGAUGCAGCCUACGGGAGGCUUUAUAACAGGUGAACAAGCCAAGAAGCUGUUCCUUCAAUCUGGAUUACCACCUGCAGUUCUUGCCAAAGUAUGGUCCUUAGCAGACAUGGAUGCAGAUGGCAGGAUAAACCAGCAUGAGUUUGCCGUGGCCCUGCACCUAAUCCAGAUGAAGCUGAAAGGCAUUGAGCUGCCAGCAACUUUGCCAGCUUCCCUCCGGUCGCCAACGACAUUCCCUACUGCAAACUUUGCUGCCGCCUUUGGGCCCCCACUUGAGUCCGUGGGUUCACCGGUGGCUCAACCUCUAGUCAACACAGUAGCUCCUGUUCCAGGUCCUGCCUUUCCCGUGGUGCCCUCUCCUCCCACCUUGGCUGGCACUCCCCAUCCGGCGCCACUGGGCAUUCUUCCAGGUGUCGGUGUUCCACCCAAGCCACCGGCGCCUGCCUUCGUGCCACCUGCUGCCUCCACGCCGCCUUCACUGACGGAGUGGGCAGUGCCGCAGCCUUCGAAACUCAAGUACACCCAGCUGUUCAACACGCACGACCGAAGCCGCAGUGGGUUUCUCGGCGGCGGCCAGGCUCGCACCAUUCUACUCCAGUCAGCCUUGCCUCAGCCUGUUCUUGCCCAGAUCUGGAACCUGUCAGACAUAGACUCUGAUGGGCGACUAACAUGCGAGGAGUUUGUUCUUGCCAUGCACUUGGUGGACUGUGUGAAAGCAGGGGAUGCAUUACCAGCCAAGCUUCCUCUGGACUUAAUACCACCUUCAUACCGGCGCAAGCGGUCAGACAGUGUCCAGUCCUCAGGUCCCAUGCCAGAGUUACUGGGUGCGCUGCCAGGUGAGAUGCCGCUCGACGACAAGAACAUGGCCACCUUUGAGGACAAGCGGAGGGCUAACUUUGAGAAGGGCCAGGCAGAGCUGGAGAAGCGGCGGCAGGCCCUGCUUGAAAGCCAGCGCAAGGAGCAGCAAGAGAGGGAACGCAAGGAGCGUGAGGAGCAGGAGAAGAGGGAGCGCAUACGACAAGAGCAGGAGAGGCGUCGUCAAUUGGAACUUGAAAAGCAGCUGGCUCGGCAGCGAGAGAUUGAACAGGAGAAAGAAGAACAGAGAAGGAAAGCACUGGAACAAAGAGAGGCUGCUCGGCGAGAGAUGGAGAGGCAACGCCAGCUGGAGUGGGAGAAGCAGCGGAUGCAGGAGCUGCUCUCCCAGAAGCAGCGGGAGCAGGAGAACAUCAGCCGGCUCAAAGGUCACAGGAAGGCCCUCGCGCUGCAGAUUGAACAAGUGGAGAACAAAAUUAACGAGGCGAACCAAAAACUGGCAGACACAAAGAAAGGUGUUGCUGAGAUGAAAGCGUUCAUUGAUGAGAUGAGAGUAGAGAGAGACACCAAAAUGAGGGAGCUCAACGAAACAAGAUUGGAACUGAAGGAAAUCAACGACAAAAUGCUUCUCUUGAAUCAAGAGAAACUUAGCCACCAGGGCCGGUUGAAAACCAUCGGAGCCAACAAUAAUUACUCUCUCGCAAUGAACAGCUGUGGGAGCAAAGAGAUCAGUUUGAACAUGUUACGUUCAACGCUGGCCAGCGUUGAGAAGGAAGCCGAGCUCAAGCAGCAGGACGUCGACAAUAACAAUGCUCAGCUAAAGGAGUUAAAAGAUAGGUUAGCGGACCUUGUUCAGCAGAACGAGACAUUGAUGAGAGAAUUUACUCAGAAGAAGCAGCAAGUUCUAGCACUAAAGAAGCAGAAGAGCAGUUCCAUAACAUUAGAUGCCUGGAAUGACAACUCGGAGUUUGCAUCUGCAGAUUCAUGGCCAGGUGAAAGCACUCAGCCCGAGCCUUCCUCUGGUCUUGUAAAAUACAGAGCGCUAUAUGCAUUUGAGGCACGAAAUGCUGAUGAGCUUUCGAUAAUGCCAGGAGACAUUAUCAUGGUGCAGGAGAACCAGCACGGGGAACCGGGUUGGCUCGGGGGAGAGCUACAGGGCAAGACAGGCUGGUUUCCAGAGUCCUACGUUGAGAAGGUGGUUACCUCGCCCACUGGUGGCUUUCCUGUGGACAACAACCAGGUGGCCGCAGCAGCCGGCGCGGCUGAGACUGUGCACAUCGUGGGAACCGAGAUGAAGAUGACCCUGGAAGGAAUUUCCGAGGCCCCGGAGAAUGGUCGCGAGCCGGCACUGGACGAAGUGUCUGCGCCCGAUGUUCUGCAGCCCUCGGAGAACUCCUGCUUUACCCAGCUACCCCGGGGGGCCCCCAGUGUGGACACCACAUCUCCUGUGCCUGGCGAGGGAGAAACUGCCCCACAGGGCUUGCAGGCACAAGCUUUGUUUCCGUGGAGAGCGAAGAAGGAAAAUCAUCUCACUUUCAACAAAGGCGAUGUCAUUGCAGUCAAAGAGCAGCAAGACAUGUGGUGGUACGGCGAAUUCCAAGGAAAGCUGGGAUGGUUUCCAAAGUCUUACGUCAGACUCAUCUCAGGCCCUGUGAAGACAUUCAACAACCAGGUGGCGGAUUUACAAGAAUUUGGAGAUGUGCCUCCUGAACCCCCAGCAGAUUUCCCAGUUGCAGCCGAGGAGAAGUACAUUGCCCUGUAUGCAUACCAGUCUCAGGAGCCAGGUGACCUGAGCUUCAAUGCCGGUGACGUGAUCAGUGUCAGCAAGAAAGAAGGCGAAUGGUGGACGGGGACGUUGGCUGGCCAGACGGGAAUCUUUCCUAGCAACUACGUACGCCUGUACGAACCAGAAGUCAAGGAGGAGAAAGCAGCAUCUGCUGCUGAGGAAAUUCCUCUGAAUGCAACUUCCACAUUGCCGACCAAUGAAGAGUUGGGCUUCACUGGAGCGGAGCCAGCAAGACCGGAAACGCCACAAAGUGAUGGCAAGGUGAAGAAUUCCAAGAUAAUAAAGAAGCCAGAAAUAGUGUCGGUCAUAGCCCCUUACAAAGCGACUGGCCCGGAGCAGCUGACGUUGGAGAAAGGCCAGCUCAUUCAAGUGCGGAAGAAAACGGACAGUGGCUGGUGGGAAGGAGAACUACAGGUCAAAGGGAAGAAGCGGCAAACUGGCUGGUUCCCUGCUACUUACGUGAAGGUCCUGGGUGGAAGUGGCACAAGCAGCAGCCGAAACUCUCCUGUUCCUGCGACAUUUGGCUCCAGCACUCGUGGAGAGCAAGUGCGUGCCCUGUUUCCCUUCAUCGGGCAACAAGACGACGAGCUGUCCUUCCAGAAGGGUGACAUCCUGGUUGUUUUGAGCAAGGAAGAUGCCUCCUGGUGGAAAGGGGAGAUUGCGGGCCGAGUCGGACUCUUCCCAGCCAACUACGUGGAGCCCCUCGACAGGCCAGUUGACAAAUGCGGCAGCCUGCAGGAGAUUCUGUUCAGCCCUUCGCUCAGCACUCGAGAGAAGAAACGCCAGGGUCACAUCUACGAGCUCAUCUCCACGGAGGAGAACUACGUCAAGGACCUGACCCUCGUCAAAGAGGUGUUCUACCGUCCCAUGAAACAGUCGUCGCUGUUGUCCGACGAGGAGGUGAAGCUCAUCUUCGUGAACUGGCCCGAGCUGAUCAUGAGCAACACCAAGAUGCUCAAAUCGUUCAGAGUGCGCCAGCGAAUGAGCGAAGAUGGCGUCAUCGAAAUGAUCGGAGACAUUCUCUGCGAAAGCCUUCCAUACCUGACUCCGUACGUGAGGUUCUGCAGCUGCCAGGUGCGAUCCAUGGCCUUCAUUCAGCAACGGUCCGAAAACGACCCCCGCUUCAAGGCAUUCACCAGGGAAUUCUGCAAGAAUCCGCGAACGCGAGGCAUGCCCUUCACGAGUUUCCUGCUCAAGCCCAUGCAGAGGAUGACCAAAUAUCCUCUCAUGAUCAAGAAGAUCCGCGAGUACACGGACGCGAGCCACCCUGACCGCGGCUACCUGGACGAGGCGCUGGAGAAGGCCGAGCAGCUGUGCACCCAGAUCAACGAGGCGGUCAAGGAGCGCGAGAACGCCGACCAGCUGGAGUGGGCCCAGGCGCACAUCCAGUGCAACGGAAUCUCCGAGAGGCUCGUGUUCAACUCGCUCACCAACAUCCUCGGUUCCAGAAAGUUCCUCCACUCGGGAUCGCUCACCAAGGUGAAGAGCGGCAAGGAGCUGGUGGGCUUCCUGUUUAACGACUUCCUGCUGCUGGCGCAGCCGAUGCGCGACGUCGGCAGGGUCACCAACGUCUUCAUGUCCGACAAGGCGAUGAACGCCUCCUACAAGCUGUACAAGCAGCCACUGUUCCUGAACACGGUGCUGGUGGAGGACGGCUCGGACGGAGGCAGCCCGUCGGACGACACCUUCCAGAUAUCGGUACCCGACGCCCCCCGCAGCGUCUUCCGUGCGGCUAACGCCAACGAGAAGCUACUCUGGGUCAAGAAGAUCAAAGAGGCGGCCCACAACUACCGCAACACGGAGGCGAAACAGAUGAAGGUCUCAGCCAAGGCGCCGAAGCUCAGCGGCGUCGGCCGCCUGCUAGUUGUCGUAGUCGAAGGCCGCAACCUGAGAAGCGGAGCGGCGCACGGCCAGUGCGACCCGUACUGCGAGGUGAGCAUGGCCUGCCAGGAGCACAAGACGCACGUCGAGACGGCCACGAGCAGCCCGCAGUGGAACAGCUCCAUGCAGUUCCUCGUCAGGGACCUGCGAAGGGACGUGCUCUGCCUGACCGUCUUCAACCGGGAGCUGUUCUCGCCCAACGACUUCCUGGGCCGCACCGAGGUGCGCGUGUGGGACAUCGUCCAGGAGACCCGGCAGACGCGGGGUCCCAUCACCAAGCAGCUGCGUCUCUACGAGGUGGACCAGGGUGAAGUGGUCAUCCGGCUCGACUUGCACAUCUUCGAGUCGUGACGACGUGCCUCGUGCUGCUUCCGGCGUCGCCCGCCGCCGGGCCCUUUUUUGCCGUCGGGCCCAUUGUUUUUUCGUACAUGCCGCCGCGGCUUCUGCGUGCUGGCACCCUGUCGAAGGCCGGCGUGUCGCGGCCGGAUAAUCGCCGAUGCCGGUAAUGGUGCCACGGCGCUUCUUUUUCGCGCAAUGUGGCGAGCGUCUCUCUCGCCAAGGCUUGCGCGGUCACGCCGUGUCUCCCAGCGUGAGUCGAAGCGCGAGUCUGUCCAGUGGGACGAUAUAGCUGAAAGUAAGUUUGCCCACCGCGGCCGCAUACUGUGAAAGCUUGAUUUCUUUACCGGUGUCUCGAGAGUCAAGGAAUCCUGCAGGAUUGGCGCGAGGAAGGUGGACAGCGGUAGCGCUGGCUUCGUCAGGGAGGCGUACAGGCCGGUUUCCUCGGUUGCGUACUUAUACGAACCAUAUCCAUUGCAGCCACCGCGCCCGAAAUGCGCGUUUCCUUCACAUCCCGGGCUAAAUAAGCAUCGCAGAACACGACAUAAAUGAUGUUACGUACCCUACAAUGUGCAGAUUCGAACCACCGACUUGCAUUUUCAAAGAAGGGCUAGUAUGGUGUAACGAUUCUAUUCCAAACCUACUGAUCGCUUUUCGCGCUUAGUCAGUGGUACAGGAGCUGCGCUGUUACCACGUUAUGACCGCAAUCGGCCGGUGGUGAACGGUGGAUGAUGGAGAAAUAACAUUGGCCGGAAGGAAUGUCGUCACGUUAUACCGGCCUGGGUGGGGUUCUACUGCACUACAGCAGCGAAUGGCAACGCGGCUGUUCGCGAUGUUGAUAUUCGCGAUUGGACAGAUACUGGGAAGUUCCCUGCCACAGAAGGGCGCAGCAGACUGGCUGCGCUGGGUAGAAUUCGUGUAAACAAGCCUCCCAGUUGUACCUGAUCAUAUUUUGUUGAAGCGGUGGUUCUCGGGGGAACGUUAAUUAGUUGCUUUUUGGAGCACUGGUGGAUGCAAAACUUAAGUUGGGACCCUCCAGUGGUGACUUUGUGACCACCGCGCCUUCUACAGGGUGCCUGCACUUUUCUAUACGGGUGUGAAAGCGGGAGUCCCCGCGUGACGUGGUCAUGUCCAGGCAUUCAAUCAUCUAUCUUAGCUUCUGCGCUAGGUUACGUAGGCCGUCGAGGCUGUAUGACGAGUCUCAAAUAGCGAGCUGCCCAAGGGCGCCUGUACCUGUGUCGUGUCAUCAUGUGGCGCCCGAAUGCAGUGCCUAGAAUAGCCAGGGAAGCAGGCGACAUGCUCACUCCACGAGAGCACAGUGAUCAUUUUCGACGUAGGACGCGUAGACCCAGGUGAAUAGUUUUAGUGAAACUCUUCGGCGUAGUGUUACCUCACCGCGUUACGGACCCCCAGCCAAUGUGCCGUCUGUUAUCGUGAGUAGCCCAUCGUGACCUUCGCCUGAGUGCGCAUUUGGCCCUGUGACAUUACUGCAUUUGACAACGAACAUUGGUGUAAUCUUGGACUGUAAAUGCACUCGUGGCGUGUACAGCUUCACAGAAAGAUAGUAUUGUUCAUUGCAACUAAAUAAAUAUUAGGAUUCCUGUCCGUUCUAACGAACGGUCACGUUGGGCUACAUUUCUAUAGCAGACGGUGCGUGCACGUCUGUGUAAGGGAGCUGGCGCAGCUUUGCCGAAAGUGAUUUCUCAUUGUGAGUCUGGAACGCUGAAACUAGCGGUCCGACGAGUAAGACGUUUUGCGUUUUGAUUCUCUUUCGCGCCACUAUCGGAUACUAGUCUUCUGGGCAGCUCGGCCGGCUGGGAAAAUUGGAGAAAAUUAAAUCUCCUGUGGGUCCUGCUCAAAGACCAGAGAGUAUUUUCCGUUCGCUUUGAGCGAAGAAAUGCCAACUACAAAGCCGUGCCAGCUUUCGCUCGUAGCCGCAUGUGGCUGCGGCCAAGUAAGCGUGACUCUAGAUAUCCGCCUUAUAUGCACAACGCAUAGGCAUCACUCGUGGGUACUACGCGGAUGCGAUCGCGAUGACUCAGCCGAGAAUUGUUUAAUGGAAUUAUCAGCGCAACGAGCCACUACGGAACGCCACGUCUGUGUAGUUGACGAGACCGUAGAAGAGUGAACAUAGAAAAACUCAAGCUUAGAAAGUAAGCGACGUAGCGCUACAGUUGGUGAAAAUUGCCGAGCGUCGCGGUUUUUCAAGGCAGGUCACUUCAAGCAGGAAGAAGCAGGAAGCAAAUAAUAAUAAUAAUAAUAAUAAGACGGCCAUAAUACGGGAUGGAAGCAAAAACCCACUCGACCGUCAUUGUGCGUUUCAAAGCUGCCGCUCGUUCCACGCAGUGCCCGCGAGCUCGCGUUGACUUACGAACCCCGAUUCUGUGCGAGCUUUCGCAGUGUACUUCGUACACGAGAGUUUUUCGUUAGAACGGACACCGAUAAAAGGGCGAGGGCGAACGGGACAACAGUGGGUGUAUACGCCGGCCAGUGACGAACGCUUCCCUACACGGCCGUAAAAGCUUUUCCCGAGUUCGGCCCCUGCGGUCUCUCGCGAGUUCACCGUACUCGAGACUCGAGUACAAGCUUAUAUGUCGUGCCCCGCGUGGCCACGCUUUCGCAAGCGGGCCUACAGGGUUACCAAAACUUUUAUGUUGUACCUGUUACGAAGCCGUCAUCUUGCCUGUGCUGUGUGAGUAGGAAAUCACUGUUAAUUUUUUUUUUUUUUUCGUGAGCAAAAUGGUGCACGACAGGAUGACGUCACGUCAUUGUUUUACCUGCCUGCCUUUAUUAUUAUUUUUUUGUCACGUUUUUUGUAGUGACAGCGGCGAUCAUUCUCUGACCGCGUAAGUUGUCCAUUUGCGUUCCGACCGGGGGCACAAAUGCCGUCAGUGCCGCUCGCCGACGACACACAUGCUAGUCUCAAGAGGCAUUCCCAUACUGCUGCAGAGAGUUUCGCGACUUUAUCGGAGCUUUCCCCGAGUGUUAUAGUUUUUGUUUAAUCAUUGUGUGUGUUUGGAGCGAGAAAGUGAAGCAAGAUUUGAUUGCUUGUAUAGGGAACUGUCGGCGUAGUUAUCUGUCCUCAGUUCGAUCUUCGCCGCGAGGUUCGUUGAGAGGUGUCUUCUCUCUGUCCCAACAAUCAGUUCAUAUACGCUAUUUUCUCGUGUAAUGGUCGACUAAAUAUUUUUCUUAAUUUCCCGCGAUAUAGCGGUUCUCGAGGCUAUGGAGCAGUAGGCAACGGACGCAUGCCGGUAUACGGAUGAAACGCGUCCCGGAACAGCAGCGCCUAUGCAGCAGCGUCAAGUGAUGCUGGGAUCCCACUAGCUGGAGAAGUUCUUGUGUCUCACGUCUAAUCGCUCUGCAAAAAGCAAAGAUGUAAAAAAAAAACGCCUUCUUGGUUAUUCUGUCGUUGCCGACGAGUUUACGAAAGGAAAUGAAUUGAAUACAAUUGCUCAUAGUGGUAAGAUUUGCGCGCGCGCGGUUUGGUUGAACACAGCGUCGCAAGACGUCGCCGUGGACGCUUACAGUAUCUACUAAUGCGACUCCGCUAUGCGGUAUCUCUCUAUCAACUGCAUGAAGCUAGUAGAGAAAGCGUAUCCUGUUCUGAAGGACCCUCAAGAACACGGUUUUGUGUGUGUCGUUCGACCUCGUCAUCGGAUUUCUGUAGUUUUUCAUUGUUUACAGUGUUUUGAAGCCGUUUUUGUCCAAUUCUUGAACGGGAUGUUCUAGAUGUCUUCAGUGCGCGGCGUUGAAUAUUUGCUGAGGCCUUUAUCCGGAGCAGGGAAGUCUGCGUAUGGAGGCCCCGGCGUUUCGCAGCAGCCUGUAAGUAAAUGUUUAAACAAGCCACCAGAUUAUUCUACCCGAGAGUCAAUUCUGUUAACUAAUAAUCAAGAAAUCGUCGCGUCCUCUCAUUGUGUGCACUGUACGAACUGGGCGUGGGUAUAUGGAGUUCCGCUAUACAUUUGCGUGCGAAUGUGUGCUGCAGAAACUUCGUACCAAACAUUUGGUGCCGUGCAAAAGCCGACGGAUGCGGUGUCUUGUGCCACGAGUUUAAUGCGGUAGAGGGUUUUAUGUUAGCGAAACGAAAGAUCAGGCGGAACGGAGUGUCGAGAAAUUCGGGAUGUGUAGCUGACGGGAAUUCGGCUCGCUAAGCACUAUCACCAGGAGCGAGUCUACGAAAUUCAUUGGAGGCAAAACACGAAGCGAAUCAGUAUUCCACAGCGUGCGCAUAGCCGCGUUUAGUGUCCCCCCAGGGUCGCGGUGGUCCCGUGUAGCCACUGCGACUACAACGCUGCCCGUAGAAACCGUUAAUACGUAACCUUUGUCGAAAGAAACGUAGCUGCUAAGAGCAGACGUGUAGAGUCAUGGCUGUGCCGUGCUGCACCUGUGGAACACCUUAAUGCAUAUCGAGGAUGAGAACGAAACAGCCUCUAUCUCCAGGACCUUCUGAGCAGUGCGGUUGCCACAGAAAGUUGACCAGACGUCUGGGAGUCAGCUUCGCUAGUGCUCGCAAUGGUUUUAUUUCUUUCGGCAAAGGCUGUGUGUACGGUUUCACACGAACAUUUCUAGCGAACAAUUCGGCGCUUCACUCGUUCAGCACCCAGUGGAAUCAUGGGCUGUACAUUGAUUUUUCUUGUACUUGGCCGUGGACUUCGUUAAAGGGCAGCAGUCUUUUGUCAGAAGCUCAAGUUGGUCACUCAGGGUAGUCUGUUCCUGGAUACCUUGGCUGGGGUCUGCUGCAUCAUGCCUGGUUUUCAGGAGCAUGGGAGGGUGACGAGCAUUUUCACUAUUUAUACAUAGGGUUUUGAAGAAGUGAUAAUUGCACAGGCGCCCCAUUAUACGCUUCGACGAGCGAUCUGAUCACGCGUUAAGUGGCUCCAAAAGCUUUUGACGAAAGACUGUAUCCACAUUGCUUGCUUUGCAAUGCUAUCUUGCUUUGCAACGCCUGGAGGUUUCAGCUGUCUUGCCUCUGUGCCUCUCGAUGUUCCUUUACGUGGCGACUGAACGAUAUCUCUUACAUAUAGCAGAAGAACAGCGCGGUUUGAGCUGUGGCGUCAUGCGCACAGGCGUUGGCACAGACCGAUAACACGCGCUUCAUGGAGGGGACGCUUAGCGUCAUGGAAACGUUACUCUCCCUCUCUCUUCGCUUAGUGUUACCACCUCUUUUCCCAGAGGGCUGUUUACAUGGUAGAGUACACCUUUCUGCAGAUGACGUCACAGUCAAAGCUCGCAAGCCUUCUGUUAUCUUACAGGUAUUGGGCUGCGAGCCCCCAUAGUCGAGGUCAGAGCGCGACACGGGCGUUCAACGGCGUUGCGACUCGGCACCACUAAAUGCGGCAGGGAUCGAAUUUGACUUUAAAUGAAUUUUACCUUGGAUAACAAGUUGCACUUGUCACCAAUCGGCCACCUAAACGUGCGAUUGGUAACUUACGUCAGCGGCGCUGCGCGUAAAAUAAAUCUUUAGUUGUCAUCGCAAAUUCUUUGGCUUGCACGUCUAUGUCGAGGACCUCCACCUUUUUUUCUUUCCUCGUUGACGCAAUUUCUUUUCAAAUACGGUGAUACGUUGUUGAUGACUUACUAAAACUCUUGACGUAGUGGGCGCCAGCUGUAUACAUACGUGCGGCGCGGUAGCACUGGCCACUGCGUAGCGAAUGCGCUUGAAAUUCGCCCCCGGUGUGCGCAGCCCGAACUGUAAGGUAGUGCCGUAUAAUCGCAGCUGUAAGCAGCUAGUGGCACGCCAAUAUGGUCUGCCUCCCUCCUCGCAAGCACACACUCACGCCCGCCUUAUUCCUUAGUUGUCAGGUUACUAUCGAGGGAAAAAAAAGAAAGAAAAGCUGCUGGGAUUGUGAAGUGAUGAUCGAACUCGGUGUUUCAUCCGGUAUUGUGCCAUCAUUAGCUUUUCUUUUUUCUUUUUUUUUUUUUUUUUUUUGGGGGGGGGGGGUGAGGGAGAUGGCGAUGUCUCCGAUUACCUGCAUGUGUGGUCGCGUACUGUAUUUUAUAUCUUGAAUCUUCUUUGGCGAACGUGCUGCUCAAACGGAUGUGUUCGGGGCCUUUGACGAUGUGAGCGGUUGACGCUAAUGUGCUGUUCGUUUUCAGUUCAUUCUGUAUAAAGCAGUUACGGGCAUACGCGGUUUGUGCGUUCUUUCAGUGUUUUCGUUCUUGAUUGUCUUACUUUUUCUGUUGUGCGAAGCCAUGCCAUGACGUUUCACUGCACAUCAAAAGAUGUCUUUUGUGUUUGCUGUCUCAUCACAGAGUAUACAAACAUUUAUAUUUUCCGUUCGUUUUGUCCCGUAUGCGUUUUGUUCAUUUGUAUUACUUGGUUGUUCAGUACCAGUCGCGUACGUUGAAACUAUGCAAGAUUAUUUCCAAAGUGACCUUGAAUAAAGCGAUUGAAGAAAGAGCUGAAGAUAGGUUUCGUUCACGUGAAAGACCACGUGACCUGUGGACCAAAGCUUUCCUGUACAUGAAAAAUAAACACGGCUUUUGUGGCGUA